AUGUCGCAGAAACCAUCAUCCAAGCCUAUAAGGCAGGAUUACAUUGCCAAAGUGCGUUAUACGAACAACUUGCCUCCACCACCAUUGAAUCCUAAAUUCAUACAAUAUAACACUACAGAACAGGUUUCGUCACAGAAGGAAGCCGAAUACCUUAUUUCGUCAGUCUUUAGAAAGGAAAACUUCACUCGUUUGAUGGAGAACAUCGACGAGGAGUUAGGUAUGAACUUGAACUUGAUCAAUAAUCGUGGCUUUUUGGAUAAUGGGGACGAAACGGUUAUCAACAACUUUGUAACAAAAGACAGUGGUAAUAGUAAUAGCAACAAGAGCGGGUUGGUGACGUUGCACCCUCUGGAUCGGGCUUUGUUAAGAGAUGCUGGUAUCGGCAAAAUUUCCAAGUCGGAGCCUGGUGUUUCGUUUUUGAGAAGAACUGAGUAUAUCGCCGAUAUGCAUGUAGCUAAAGUUAAUGAUGAACUUGAAGAUUCGAAAAAGAAGAAGAAGAAUACAGCCGAGACUCAUGAUCCUGAGGCUCAGUUACGUGCUGUGGAAGACACCUUUGAUAAUGCCCAGGAGUCGUUGACUAAUUUCGCACGCUUGAAGCACCCCAAGAAGAAGCAUUUGAAGGCUGUGGCUGCCUGGCCGUUAUUGCCGGACACUUCUGCAAUGGACACAAAGUAUAUUGCUGUCAAAUUUUUGGGCUCAGCUUCUAUCAGCAGAGAAUUACAAGCCAACAAGAGAAAAGACAAAAACUACAACGAGGUUUUGGAGAAGAAUGCCUUGGAGACAGCUAUAUUGAAGCCAAUCACAUCUGAUGAUGGAGAAUGGAUAUCGUUUUACGAAGUUCGUGACGCCAACAAGGCUGUGGAAUUAAACAGCCGCUUGAACUCCACAGAAAGGGAACGUCCCAUUGUCAACAUGCUAGACGAAGACGUCGAGGGCCAGGAACUGUACAAGUUCAAGCAUUUAAAGAAUUAUGAUAUGAACUUCAACAGAUUCACUAAGCCCUACGAAGAGUUAUCAAUCAAAUUUAUUCCAGAAGAAGUCGGAUCGAAGAAGAGGAAGGUAGCAUAUUAUUACCCGGUUUCGGGACGUAUCGACUUGAAAAAGCAUCGUUCCUCUACAAACUCGGAAAUCAACCGUUUCCUCAAGGACAGUACUGUAGACGUUAUCAACUUCAAGUUACGUGAACCAAGCACCAACGAAAUUAAAAAGAUGGAUGCUAUUAGAUCUGAGUUUGAUCCGAUGGAAUACGAAGGUGAAGAAGAGGAAGAGGACGAAGAGGACGAUGCUCAAGCUGACGAUGCUCGAGCUGAGGAUGUUCGCGAUGUUGGUGAAGAAUUUAACGAGGCUUCAAAAACAGAUGAGGCCGACUAA
Scheffersomyces stipitis CBS 6054 is the source of this 1371-nucleotide messenger RNA. RefSeq lists its product as uncharacterized. Gene Ontology annotation, cellular component: Cdc73/Paf1 complex. NCBI's taxonomy places the organism in Eukaryota, Fungi, Ascomycota, Pichiomycetes, Serinales, Debaryomycetaceae. Gene Ontology annotation, molecular function: chromatin binding; RNA polymerase II complex binding. The record is from RefSeq and is a predicted model, not a curated record. Bases 1 to 1371 code for a protein of 456 amino acids. The transcript has a single exon. Gene Ontology annotation, biological process: transcription elongation by RNA polymerase II.